UACACUUACUCUCGUUCAUAUCAGCAUUUAACAAUGGACUGCUUACAGAACAUGAAGUUCUUCGAAGAAGAGGAGGAAGAAGAAGAAGAAGCGUACACUGUUGAUGGAAGUGUUGAUUGGCGAGGUCGAUCGGCAGUCAGGGCUAAGUCUGGAACAUGGAUUGCUGGAAUUAUCAUACUCUUGAACCAAGGUCUGGCAACGCUAGCAUUAUUUGGGAUUGGAGUGAACCUCGUACUGUUCCUGACAAGAGUGUUAGACCAAACCAAUGCUGAUGCUGCAAACAACGUAAGCACGUGGACUGGAACUGUUUACCUCUUCUCUCUUGCGGGAGCAUUUCUAAGCGAUUCUUAUUGGGGAAGGUACAAAACCUGUGCUGUUUUUCAAGUCAUCUUUGUAAUGGGUUUGGGAUCCUUGUCGCUGUCAUCAUACCUGUUCUUGAUCAGACCAAAAGAUUGUGGGAAAGAGUCAAUACAAUGUUGGGAACAUUCAAGGUUGGAGAUUGCCAUGUUCUACAUCUCAAUCUAUCUCAUUGCUCUAGGAUAUGGAGGGUAUCAACCAAAUAUAGCAACAUUUGGGGCUGAUCAGUUCGAUGGAGGGUACUCUAAAGAGAGAAACUCAAAGGUAGCCUUCUUCAGUUACUUCUAUCUAGCACUGAACCUAGGUUCUCUGAUCUCGAACACAUUUCUCGUAUACUUUGAGGAUGGAGGUUUGUGGGCUGUCGGGUUCUGGGUUUCUACUGGAGCUGCUUUUGCUGCGUUAGUGUUGUUUAUGGUUGGCACUCCAAGGUACAGGCACUUUAAACUCAGAGGGAAUCCUUUCUCCAGACUCUGUCAAGUGCUUGUUGCUGCAUCACUUAAGUGGAGAGCCAAAGUACCACCCAAUGGGGAGGGUUUGUAUGGCAUGGACGACAAGGAUUCUAAUCACAAUGGCAACAAAAAGAUUCUCCGCCCCCAUGGCUUCAAAUGCUUGGAUAGGGCAGCACUUAUAUCAACAAGAGAUCUAGAAGACAAGAUCAGUGGAGGCCUUUACAACCCCUGGCGUGUUUGCCCCAUCAUUCAAGUAGACGAAGUGAAAUGUGUAUUAAGACUAAUUCCAAUAUGGCUUUGCACCAUUAUGUACUCAGUGGUUUUCACACAAAUGGCUUCCCUCUUUGUUGAGCAAGGCGCUGCCAUGAAAACCACUAUAUCUGAUUUCAGAAUACCACCGGCAAGCAUGUCGAGCUUUGACAUCCUCAGUGUUGCUUUCGUCAUCUUCCUCUACCGACGUGUUAUCAAUCCACUUGUCCAGAACCUCAAACAAUUCCGUUCCAAGGGACUCACUGAGCUCCAGAGAAUGGGGAUUGGCCUUAUUAUAGCAGCAAUGGCAAUGGUUUCAGCUGGUAUGGUAGAGUUUUAUAGGCUCAAGUAUGCAGAACAAGGCUUCCAAAGCUCUUUGAGCAUCUUCUGGCAAGUCCCUCAGUAUGUACUGAUAGGAGCGUCUGAGGUUUUCAUGUAUGUGGGGCAAUUGGAAUUCUUCAACGCUCAAACCCCGGAUGGAUUAAAGAGCUUUGGGAGUGCAUUGUGCAUGACAUCAAUGUCACUUGGGAACUAUGCGAGUAAUUUAAUAGUCAGCAUAGUUAUGAGCUUAUCCUCUAAAAACCACAAGCCUGGAUGGAUUCCUGGAAAUCUAAACAAAGGUCAUCUAGACAGGUUUUACUUCCUUCUAGCUGCAUUGACAACCUUAGACUUGGUCGUUUAUAUUGCUUGUGCAAAGUGGCAUAGUUAUAUACAUUUGCAAGCCAAACGUGAAGAGAAGGAUGCAUCAUGCUCCUUCCAAGUCUAAUUUUCCAAUGGACAAUUAAAGGCAACGGUAACAACAAUCUUGGAAAUAGUUUGUG
This is a messenger RNA of Prosopis cineraria, 1876 nucleotides long. RefSeq names its product protein NRT1/ PTR FAMILY 7.3-like. Lineage: Eukaryota; Viridiplantae; Streptophyta; Magnoliopsida; Fabales; Fabaceae. Gene Ontology annotation, biological process: transmembrane transport. The coding region runs from base 34 to 1821 and encodes 595 amino acids. Gene Ontology annotation, molecular function: transmembrane transporter activity. Gene Ontology annotation, cellular component: membrane. The record is from RefSeq and is a predicted model, not a curated record. The transcript has 5 exons.